Messenger RNA from Rhagoletis pomonella (apple maggot), 2748 nucleotides. It is a transcript of the gene dnr1, whose product is annotated as E3 ubiquitin-protein ligase MYLIP. Gene Ontology annotation, molecular function: ubiquitin-protein transferase activity. The transcript is spliced from 4 exons. Gene Ontology annotation, cellular component: cytoskeleton. NCBI's taxonomy places the organism in Eukaryota, Metazoa, Arthropoda, Insecta, Diptera, Tephritidae. The record is from RefSeq and is a predicted model, not a curated record. Gene Ontology annotation, biological process: ubiquitin-dependent protein catabolic process. Bases 531 to 2360 code for a protein of 609 amino acids.
UAAAUAAAAGUUGAAGAAAUAUAGGCGUGAAUUCUAAAAAAAUUAAAAAGCUAUUGAACUCAAAUACAUUUUUCGAAUAUUUAUACAUUUUAUGUAGAACCCAACGAGUCUAAAUAAAUACGAAGUAUUCGCAUAUUUCAGCCGUGAAGAAAAAAGACAAUAAAAAAAAAAAAACAGGUCUGCCUUUUGUGCGCGCAGCUACUCGUACAUAAAAAAUACCUACGUAUAAACAUACGUAUGUACAUGCACAAAACGCUACUUAAAAUCCAGUUUUUCAUAUCCGUAUAAGUGUUUGCAAGACGCGUAGAAUUCACGUAAAUUGCACGUGAACAGCGCGAGCAAGCAAAAAAAAAAACACCAAAAGGAUACGCCAAAAAGUGUCACAAUUCGUGAAAACGAAACAAGAAACUAUAAAAUAAUUAAAAAUAAAAGCAAAAAAGUUAGCCAUAACAAAGUGAAAGGCUGGCGUCGGCUGCUGCAACUCCAUCUACCACAGCUAUUGCAACGCAAAGGCGGCGAAUUUAGUCAAAAUGUGGUGCAUUGUCAAUCUACCGAACGGCACACAAUUAGCGGUCAAAUGGGAUACGAAGGCAAUCGGACAGGAGUGCCUCGAAAAGGUUUGCAAAGCACUCGACAUCGUCUGCGAAAUGGAAUAUUUUGGCCUCGAGUACUGGACACCCAACCAGGAGGAAUCGCGCACACGCCAAUGGAUCAAUCUACGUAAUCGGCUUUCGUGUGACAACAGCAGCAGCAGCAUACAUUUAAUGCUCGCAUUACGCGUCAAAUUCUGGGUGCCCGUUCACUGUUUACUCCAGGAGAGUGUGCGUAACAUUUUCUACAUGCAAGCGCGUUCCGAUCUGCUGGAAAAGCGCCUGCGCGCACAUGACUGGAACAAUGCGGCCAAAUUGGCAGCGUUGUUGUGCCAAGCUGAUGGUAUACGCUUCAAUCCAUUAUCGCUGAAGGCGAAAUGUCCCACACAAGCGCGCAGAGGCAGCGGAGGUGAUGUAACCGCACAGCAACAACACUCACACAAGGAGCGCAAGGACAAAGAACAUGUGUUGUCGUUCAAGAAGCGACGCCUUUCAAAGCAAAAGUCCACAGAACAUAUUGAAAAUUUACAUUUGCCUGCCGUUGUUGCCGAUGAAGGUUCGACUGCUUUGUCUGUGACAAUGAAAUGUAGCGGUAAUGCCCACGCAACGUCACAAUUAGCAACAACAACGACGACAUCAGCGUCGGGAAGUGAUGUGACAGAAGAUGAUACAGUGUCGACAUCGCCGUUGUGUAUAUAUCAAAGCUAUAUUGUCCAACCGGUGUGUGCCGAUGACGGUGUUGACGCUGAUAUGCCGGAAGAUUUCUAUCAUCGCAUUGCAGUGGAACAUGGCAAGCUGGCGACACUGAAAAUGACAUCCAAAUCGGCAAAAUAUUGGCUAUUGAAGCAAAUUCAGGAUCUCGAAGGCUACGGCGAGGAGGUGUUCAGCGGCGUGACGACGCAUGAGAGUUCGGUGCGUUGCGAUGUAGCCGUGGGCGCUAAUGCGAUCACGACCUGCGUGGGAGACGAAAAGAAUGUCAUCCCGUUCAGCGCAAUCGCCUCUGCUAAAUCAUUUCGUCGCACAUUUAAGCUGGAAUAUGUUGGCGAUUGCAAUGAUCGCCGAGAACUCGAAAUCAAGUUGCCCAAACAUGCUAUUGCCGCUGGUCUUUACCGCUCCAUAACGGAGCGUCAUGCCUUCUAUGUCUGUGAUAAGGUACGUGGCGUGGUCACCAAUCAAUUCACACGCGAUCUCAAGGGCACCAUCGCCUCCAUGUUCAAAGAGGAUACCGAAUUGGGAAAGCGAUACGUGUUCGACAUUCAGCGCACCUGCCGCGAAGUGCAUGAUCAGGCGCGUCGCAUAUUACACGAAAAGGGUAUCGAAGCAUUAAAUAACAGUGCUGUCGGCGGCAAUGGAGAUCUCUACGAUAGUCUACUCGGCGGUGUUGCUCAAACGCACAGUACGAGUUCGCCUUCGCCGCAACAAUUGGCAGGAGAAGCACCGCAUUUCGAUGAUAUCUGUGUGGUUAGCGAUAAAUUAGACUUGGCGCUGCGUGAAAAGGAGAAACGUGAUGCGGCCAUUGCACGUUGUGUGGAAGCGCGCGUUUCCGAAGCGAUGACCUGUAAAAUUUGUAUGGAUCGUGAAAUCAAUACUAUGUUCAAUCCCUGCUCGCAUAUAACCACCUGUGCAGAAUGUGCGGCGAGAUGCAUCCACUGUCCCAAUUGCCGUGUAAAAGUGACGAGUACGACGCGAGUUUUUCUUCCACCUGAAUUACGAAUAAGCGCCACUACUGCACCUGCAUCCGUCACGAUAAGCUGUGUCGCUGCGCAUUAGUAAAUGAAAAGAAGAAAAUGCAUUUAUAAUGAAAUUAUUGGCAUUAAAUGCGGUCUGCACUGAAAAAACAAGCAUCGACUGUGCCGAACAAAACAAAAAAUCUCGAAAUCGUUCUAAGCGCUAAGGCCAGUUUUUUAUGCUUUCAAUUAUGUACGUAGACGCAAUGAAGGCAUAGAUUUAUAGAAUAUAACUUUUACUUUUAAAUUAAAAAUAGAGUUAUGCAAAUAACUGUACUGUAGGUAAUUAAGACUUUGAAUUAAUUUAAGUUAGUUGACAAGUAUUUAAAAACACAUUUUACCUUAUUAAAAAAAAAAAAUAGUAUUUCAACAAGAACACAAUUUUUGCACAUUUUUCCUUAUAACUUAAACAACUUACGGAAGCCAUGUUG